Astyanax mexicanus (Mexican tetra) is the source of this 2739-nucleotide messenger RNA. It is a transcript of the gene pip5k1ca, whose product is annotated as phosphatidylinositol-4-phosphate 5-kinase, type I, gamma a. The transcript has 19 exons. NCBI's taxonomy places the organism in Eukaryota, Metazoa, Chordata, Actinopteri, Characiformes, Acestrorhamphidae. The record is from RefSeq and is a predicted model, not a curated record. Gene Ontology annotation, molecular function: phosphatidylinositol kinase activity. Bases 314 to 2443 code for a protein of 709 amino acids. Gene Ontology annotation, biological process: phosphatidylinositol metabolic process.
CAGACAGACUCAGGGACAGUCACAGCUCAGCUAAGCCUCUCUCUCUCUCUCUCUCUCUCUCUCUCUCUCUCUCUCUCUCUCUCUCUCUCUCUCUCUCUCUCUCUCUCUCUCUCUCUCUCUCUCUUUCUCUCACUCUCUCUCUCCGCUGAUGGCAGCUGUAGUGAGAGGUCCACGGCGGACCCUCCUCUCCCUCAGUUGACCGUAUGGUUCUCCUGCUGAAGAGUAGAUCUCGGUACUGAGGGGGAGAGAGGCAGGUUUUAGCGGGAUUAUCAGCUGAUCGCUCGGCUUUCUCCGGGAGUCGGAGCGCUGCCGGAUGGACGCUGCGGCUGAGGCGGCGGCUGGCCUGAGCGAGGCCGGGGAUGGGAGUCCGUUAUCCGGGGCAACGGCUUCGGACGAGCCGGAGCAUGGGUUCGGCGAUAGCUACGGGAUUGAGCUCGGGGACAUGGAUGCUGCCAAGAAGGCCUUCAUCACAGAGAUGCCAUCAUCUUCAGGCCAGCCUGGGCUUGGGAAGAAGAUUGGACACAGGGGAGUGGAUGCUUCUGGAGAAACUACCUAUAAAAAGACCACAUCAUCAGCACUAAAAGGAGCCAUCCAGCUGGGCAUCGGCUACACAGUAGGCAAUCUGAGCUCUAAGCCGGAGAGGGAUGUGCUCAUGCAGGACUUCUAUGUGGUGGAGAGUAUCUUCUUCCCCAGCGAGGGGAGCAACCUGACGCCAGCCCAUCACUUCCCAGACUUCCGGUUCAAGACGUACGCUCCUGUUGCCUUCCGUUACUUCAGGGAGCUCUUCGGGAUCCGGCCCGAUGAUUAUCUGUACUCGCUGUGUAACGAGCCCCUCAUCGAGCUGUCCAAUCCCGGGGCCAGCGGCUCGGUGUUCUACGUUACCAAGGACGAUGAGUUCAUCGUCAAGACUGUCAUGCACAAGGAGGCUGAGUUCCUGCAGAAGCUUCUUCCUGGAUAUUACAUGAAUCUUAACCAGAACCCUCGUACUCUGCUGCCCAAGUUCUUCGGCCUGUACUGCGUGCAGUCCGGAGGAAAGAACAUCCGAGUGGUGGUGAUGAACAACAUCCUGCCCAGGGUGGUCCGCAUGCAUCUCAAAUACGACCUAAAGGGCUCCACGUACAAGCGCAGAGCGUCUAAGAAGGAGAGAGAGAAGGCCAAGCCCACCUUCAAAGACCUGGACUUCAUGCAGGACAUUGCGGAUGGAUUGUUGCUGGACUUGGACACUUACAAUGCCCUGGUCAAGACCCUCCAGAGAGACUGCCUGGUGCUGGAGAGUUUUAAGAUCAUGGACUACAGCCUGCUGCUCGGGGUUCACAACCUGGACCAGGCAGAGCGUGAGCAGCAGACGGAAGGCUCUCAGGGCAGCAGUGAUGAAAAGAGGCCGCUGGCCCAGAAGGCCCUGUACUCCACUGCACUGGAGUCCAUUCAGGGGGCCUCGGCUUGUGCAGAGGACAUCGAUACGGAGGACACAAUGGGUGGUAUACCAGCAGUUAACAGUAAAGGAGAGCGUCUAUUGCUGUACAUUGGAAUCAUCGACAUCCUGCAGUCCUAUAGAUUAAUAAAGAAAUUAGAGCACACAUGGAAAGCUCUUGUCCACGAUGGGGACACUGUAUCAGUUCACCGGCCCUCGUUCUAUGCAGACAGAUUCUUCAGAUUUAUGAGCAGCACCGUGUUCAGAAAGAGCACCUCUCUGAAGUCGUCUCCCUCUAAGAGAGGCCGUGGAAGUCUGGCCGUUCCCAAACACUCAGGACCCGGAGCGGCGUGGUCAGCCAGCCAGCUGCCCUGCGAGAGAGACGAGAACAUCUAUGAUCUGAGAGGAGCACGCAGCUUCCCCACGCUGGAGGAUGAAGGACGAUCAGAUGUGCUGCCCUGCACUCCUCCAUCAUUCGAGGAGGCCACCACAGCCUCCAUCGCUACCACACUCUCCUCCACUACCUCCCUCUCCAUCCCCGAGCGAUCUCCCUCAGACACUUCUGAACACCCUCGCUACAGGAGGCACACCCAGUCUAGCCAGGACGGAACGGCUCAGGAGGAAGAUCAGCAGACCAUUACGGUGGAGGUGGAGGUGAAGAGACGCGAUAGUGAACCCAUGCUGAUGGCACCACAGCCCUCUCCGGAGGCCAGUGAAGCCUCAGAAGGCAUUGGCGAAGCUUCCUGCGCCUCAGUUCCUGCGAGCCCCCGGAUAGUGGUGGACUCGGACCGUACCAGUCAAGCCUCGGGCUGCCCCAGCCGUUCCUCUGUGGACGAGGAUGACGAUGUGCCAAUCACUGACAUUUACUUUUUCUCGGAUGGCAGCUAUUGUGUGAGUCAGCCUGUUACACGCAGCAGGACGCUUAAUUCAGGCCACAGACCGAUGGAGGAGAGGACCUGGGUGUAUUCUCCUCUUCACUAUGCUUCAGAGUCUAAAACUCUGCCUGAAGGAGAGGAGGAGAGCGACACAUAAUCGGUCUGCUGGAGCUGCUUGAAGAUGACUCUGAAGACCCCUCAGGUCUCGCCAUGGCUUCCAACUCAACUCGACUGACCAUCCUUCCUACCACCGUCUGCGCGACUGGUGUCACCAGUUCUAAUCUUAGUCAGAUCCGAAAGCAGAAGCGAGCCACAGUGUGAAGCUUAGCGCCGUAGGUACACGAUGCGUCAUUCUUCCGUCAUUCCAUCUGCUGACAGCUCCACGCCCACCAGUAACAACUGCAGCCUGCAACGCUAAAGAUCUGUACAUCAUAAACACUGUUUUUUAUUUCA